Molecule: messenger RNA, 342 nt
Organism: Rhizoctonia solani
Lineage: Eukaryota; Fungi; Basidiomycota; Agaricomycetes; Cantharellales; Ceratobasidiaceae
Product: 60s Acidic ribosomal protein
Exons: 3
Coding region: 1-342 (113 amino acids)
Biological process (GO): cytoplasmic translational elongation
Cellular component (GO): cytosolic large ribosomal subunit; ribosome
Molecular function (GO): structural constituent of ribosome
Source: RefSeq, a predicted model, not a curated record
AUGCGUUACAUUGCUGCCUACCUCCUCCUCCAGAUUGGCGGAAACGCCUCGCCUGGAGCCAACGAUAUCAAGAAGGUUCUUGAGGCCGGCGCUGUCGAUGUCGACGAAGACCGCCUGAGCAAGCUCUUGAGCGAGCUCGAGGGCAAGGACGUCAAUGCCUUGAUUGCCGAGGGAUCGUCCAAGCUUGCGUCCGUCCCGUCGGGUGGCGCUGUGGCUUCUGGUGGAGCUGCCCCCGCUGCUGCUGCGGGUGGAGCUGCACCUGCAGAGGAGAAGAAGGAAGAGAAGAAGGAAGAGGAAAAGGAGGAAUCCGACGACGACAUGGGCUUCGGUCUGUUCGACUAG